GUUAUUUAUUCCUUAAUUAUAGUACAUGUCCUUCCAUGCGUGCGCGCGCUUGCUUAACAAUGCGACGUGCAUCCCUGGCUUGUCAUGCGGGGAAUUUUUUCCAGUGUAUGGCAUGGGUUUCUUCUACAUACGAUUGAUCCACCAAACUCCCCAUGUCUAUUUCCAACGGCUGCACCAAGCUGGACUUUGUGGAGAAAGGCUAGCUUUGAUGUCUGUAGGCUAUUGUUUGUUGCUUUUACUAACUCGGGAUAUACAUGGCAGGACCGACAAGACAACCACUACUCGCAGAUUCUUUUAGGGAUCAUCCU
This is a messenger RNA of Hypoxylon trugodes, 308 nucleotides long. RefSeq lists its product as uncharacterized. The coding region runs from base 26 to 298 and encodes 90 amino acids. The transcript has a single exon. The record is from RefSeq and is a predicted model, not a curated record. Lineage: Eukaryota; Fungi; Ascomycota; Sordariomycetes; Xylariales; Hypoxylaceae.